AAUGCAGCUGACGGUAUGGGCGUAGAGUUUAUUACUGACGUAGGAUCUGGUAGUAAGAUCGAGCCUACACCCAUACAUAGUACCAAUACUGUCAUACCGCAUACACAGAGAGCCUCAAAUAUGGGGGGCUUGCAUGUACUCGAUGAGAGACAUAGUACACGUACAGAUGUAGAUACACACAUCGCUGUAUCGAACAACGAUGAUACGAAUAUUUCUAUACUGCCGGUGAAGAGACCGAAUAAGCGAGCUACGCUUAUACCAGGCAAAGUGACCGCUUGCAAUCUACUCAGCCGUAGUGAUGGUGGUGGUGGCAGUCAUUUAGCCGGUACCACGAGUGUUAGCGUUAACAAGGAUGAUACCGUAUACGAGGCUGACUUGAGUGAGGAAUUGGGAGAUGUCCUGGAAGCCAUACUCUGUGUGUGGCAAUGUAUCGCCUGUGGUCAUCUCUUCGAAAAUGCUGACACAGAUGAGGUGGAGCGUCCUAAGGUGCAUCCCUGCACAGUGGACCCCAACGUGCGCCUGGCGUGUUGUAAGACGUGCUACAAAGCAGUGAAGAACAUGCAGUUCACAGUCGACGACGAGGGGAUGGAGAACGAGUGCCAGGUGUGCGGUGACUGCGGGGACAUCUUCUUGUGCAGCAAGUGCCCAAGGGGCGUGUGUCAGUUGUGUAUUGCUCGAAAUAUGGACCACGAAACCCAGGCCCUGGUACAGGACG
Molecule: messenger RNA, 715 nt
Organism: Sphaeroforma arctica JP610
Lineage: Eukaryota; Ichthyosporea; Ichthyophonida
Exons: 3
Source: RefSeq, a predicted model, not a curated record